AUGGGGGAAACUGAAGAUGAGCGCGAGUCUGCUCCGCUAGUGGUGGAAGCCGAGAGCAAACAACUGGAUACCUCACCUCUACUAGCUGCAAUAGAUGCCCUUGAUUAUUCGCUGCAGACAACGAAUCGCCAAGAUCCGACACUGAUGCAGCCCAUCUUACUGGCGCCGCCGACGUUACACUUGCAAAGCAACGAAACACCAUCACUAAACUCAACAUCUCCCAUCGCCAAUCAUCGAUCCAUGUAUACUAGCAAAACUGUCUUAAAGGUCAACGGCAAUCUCAAACAAAUGGCUGCAAGGUGGACUGAAGAAGAGUGGACCAAUCGCCGUCGAAUAGUUCACUUCUCAAAAUCUCAGGAUGGCGACAUCUUGAAUGUGGAUUCUAAAGCUGUUCCAGUAACUGAAAUUCCAGCCAAUAGCAUCUGCAUUUCAUGUAUUUGCUCUUGGAAGCACCUGGCCUCUUCUUCUAUCGAGAAGAAGAACCGACUCCUCCACAAUCUUGACGAUUUUCAUCCUCAAACGAUUUCAGGGACAAAAAACCACACCUCUGGACUUUUCAAGACUGUUAUGGACUUUGGCCAUCCUAGACCCAGAGACAUGGAAAUGGAUUUUAAAAUGCUCCCCUGGAAUUGUCUCGAGCCAAUGCUCAAAACGACCAUCAGAAAGUAUAGUUUCAUGUCGUCCGAGACAAAACACGGGAAUCCUGAGCGGGAAAGGGAACUAGAUGCCGACGAUACCCCAGCCGCUUCUUCCGAGUUGUCGGGGUUUUGCCCUGGUAGGCCUGGGACGUUUCUAAGAUGGUUGGAGGAUACCUUGUUCAGUAUUUUGAAGGAUUUGGAUGCAGAUAACGAUGUUCGAGAGAGGCUUUUGGGCGUUCUUCCUGAUUUGCUUAGGGCUUUUGCGCUUAAAAUUGGUUACAAUAUGCCGACCGAUGCGCACCAUGCCGCCGAGUAUUUUGUCGAGAAGUAUCGUCAAGAGGCCAAUAACGCACAAGAAUAA
This is a messenger RNA of Trichoderma gamsii, 999 nucleotides long. RefSeq lists its product as hypothetical. The record is from RefSeq and is a predicted model, not a curated record. NCBI's taxonomy places the organism in Eukaryota, Fungi, Ascomycota, Sordariomycetes, Hypocreales, Hypocreaceae. The transcript is spliced from 2 exons. Bases 1 to 999 code for a protein of 332 amino acids. Gene Ontology annotation, cellular component: nucleus.